UUCGAUGUGGGAUUAUGCAUGGGGUUUAGUGGAAAACGGGAACCAAAUUUGGUGCAAGACAUGGAGUGUGAAAUUUAGAGUGACCUGUUUAUAGAAUGCGUAACCGUUUUAUAAAAGUGCUAGCGAUAUCGCGUACUAUUUGAAUAAUUUCAUCAAAUUAGCAGGAACACAGGAGCGCAGUUUUACCUGCUUGAGUAAAGGGCCUGUGAGAAUUCACUAUGCGGAGUGAAAAACGUAGCUCUGAAAUAUUACGUUUUUGAAUGGGUCCACGCGACUCUGAUCUGAAGUUGCCUGGAUGGGAUGCACAGUGAGUUUCAUCUGUUGUGAAGACGACCACCUACAGUUUUCUCCUGACCAACAUGACAAAAAGAAAGAGAACAAGAAACUGUUGAAAAAGCCUGAGGAGUUUGAGGGGAUCCAUUCACACACCUUUCGGGUGAAGACAUUCAAGAAGAGCAAGCACUGUGGCGUGUGCAAACAGACCGUCAGCCAGGAGGGGCUAAUUUGCAAAGUGUGCCGGCUGACUUGCCACAAGACAUGUGAAGUGAAGGCACCUGGUAACGACAUCCCCCUGAAGCAUGUAGAGACCUUGGGCUCCACAAAGUCCUCCAAGAGUAUGGAGUCUCCACGCAUACCAUCAAGGAGUGUGAGUCUGAUACAGGCCCUGGAAGAGAACUAUGAGUUGGACCUGGUGUACAUCACUGAGAGGAUCAUCUCAGUCUCCUUCUCCAGCUCUGUGGAUGAGAACAGCUACUCUGCAAACCUCCGCGAGGUGGCUUCCAUGCUGCGCUCCAAACACCAAGACAACUACCUGCUCUUCAACCUCAGCGAGAAACGCUGUGACAUCAACCAGCUCAACCCGAAAGUGUUGGACUUUGGCUGGCCGGACCACCACGCGCCUGCCCUGGAUAAGAUCUGCACUAUCUGUAAGGCUAUGGACAGUUGGCUGAGUGCAGACAGUCACAAUGUAGUAGUGAUACACAACAAGGGGAACCGAGGGCGAACAGGAGUGGUGGUGGCAGCAUACAUGCAUUACAGCAACAUAUCAGCCAGUGCUGACCAGGCCCUGGACAGGUUCGCCAUGAAGAGGUUCUAUGAAGACAAAGUACUUCCUGUGGGUCAGCCGUCUCAGAAGAGGUAUGUACAGUACUUUAGCGGCCUUCUUUCUGGGCAUAUUAAGAUCAACAACAAACCCCUGUUCCUUCACCACGUCAUCAUGCACGGCAUCCCCAACUUUGAGUCCAAAGGAGGUUGUCGCCCUUUCCUCAAGAUCUAUCAGGCCAUGCAGCCAGUCUACACAUCUGGGAUCUAUAGUGUCCAGGGAGACAGCCAGACCAGUGUCUGCAUCACCAUUGAGCCAGGCUUGCUGCUGAAGGGGGACAUUCUGCUGAAGUGUUACCACAAGCGCUUCCGAAGCCCACAGCGGGAUGUGAUCUUCCGGGUGCAGUUCCAUACAUGCGCUGUGCACGACUUGGGAAUCGUCUUUGGGAAGGAUGAGCUCGACGAGACCUUCAAAGAUGACAGAUUCCCAGAUUUUGGAAAGGUGGAGUUUGUUUUUUCCUUUGGUCCAGAAAAAAUCAAUGGGAUGGACCACUUGGAGAAUGGGCCCACUGUCUCAGUGGACUACAAUACCCAAGAUGCUCUAAUCCGCUGGGACUCCUAUGAGAACCUCGACCAGCAUUGUGAGGAGACUAUGGAUGACGUCAUACACACCCAGGGUCCUCUGGACGGCAGCCCCUAUGCUAAAGUCCGCAAGAAGGAGUCCAUCGAGGAUGCGGUCACUGCCAACGACCUCCUGCCCACCGCCACCGAACACGUCCUACCCACGGUUGACCACGCCCUGUCGGUGAGCAGCGACUCAGGCAACUCCACCGCCUCCAUCAAGACCGACCGCACUGAUGAGCCAGCCCCAGCAGCAGCAACCCCACCAGUGAGCCAGCCGCCAGCAGCCCAGGAAGAGGCCCCAGUCUCGGGCACGGUCCUGGCCGUCCAGCUCAUCUGUCCCCAGGAGAAGCAGGAGCUGGAGCAGCUGCUCAGUGGCCUGGAGGGCCCCAUGCAUUGCCAGGGCUACCUGUCCUCUCCGUCGGGCGGAGGGAUGGGGAUAGGACUAGGGGGAGGGGGAAUACUACACCUGGUGCCCGCGCAAGUUCAUGUGAAUGGCCACAACAGCAGCAUGGACAGAGAAACAGAUAUUCUGGAUGACGAGGUGGAACUGCCCACCAGCCAGGAAGGUAACAGCAUGGAUAGCUUGGGCACUCUGUCAUCCCUGGAAGGGAGAGCCACGCCAGCAGACCUCUACUACCAGGCUGAGACGGUUAUCAACGGGCAUGACAAGGUUCCCUAUCUAGAGAGGAGCAUCCCAGACAGGCCCCUGGAAAACAUUGUCAUCAAUGUCGCAAUAGGCUCACAUGAUGUGGCUGACCAGGUUCCCGUCACCUUAGUGCGAAGCCUCUGCUCAGCUCAGGAUGGGACAGGUGAGUCAGUUCCCCCGGCAAGCGAUUACAUUAUCAGCCAGAAUGGAAACCUGUAUUGCUCACAGUCAUUCGGUGCAGACCAGAAUCCCCUCCCUCGAGCGCCAGCACGCAACACCAGCAGUCGUAACGCCGUCCAACGUGGGCUCAACGUGUGGCAGCAAUAUGGCGUCCCAGAAGAGCCGGUGAUGGACGGGGUGUAUUUUGGCUCUCCUCCACCCUCCAUGCCUCUACAGAGCCACCACAGCAUGCCCCACUUCCCCCACCAGCAGACUGCCUCACAGCAGGAGAUUGAGCAGUCCAUUGAGGCACUCAACCUGCUGAUGCUGGACCUGGACCCCGGCCGCCUGUUGGGGCAAGUGCCGAAGUCCCAGAGUGCCCCGGGAGAUAACAAGGAGGUGGUGACCACACAACCAUCCUUUUCCCAGUCCCUGGCCAGGCCCUCCUACCAGGCUGACUCAGCUAUCUUAGGAAGUGCACCCAGCCUAGCUCAGGUCAUGCUGAGGUCCUCCCCUUUCCAGCCGUCCACGUCUCCAGAGCCCUCUGCCAUCCAGAGACCAACAGCCAUCUACCACCCUGGUCCCUCUGUAGCCCCCAUCCCUGGCUUCCCCACUGAACCUUCCAGCCAAGGGGCAGCCAGAACCAGCUCUCCCACCCAGGUCCCCAGUAGCGUGGGCCAGCUGCAGCUGAAACCCAUCAACGUGUACCCCCCCAGCAUCGUGUACCCGUCCCUGUCCUCGGAUCUCUGGGAGGCCCAACAGAGCCCCAGUGCCACGUUCUCAUCACCCAAUCCCAGAGAUGCAGAGCCUGAUGAAGCGUUCAACGUGGAGGGCCUAGUAGCCCAGCGUGUGUCAGGUGUCCAGUCUUGUGGGACGUCAUUGGACGAGGCAUCAGCCUCGCCCCAUCACCGCACCACUAGUGAGAGACAAUGCAUCAACGGCCACAACGAAAGUUCUUCCUAUCAACCCCCGGUCCGCUCCCCUAUUCGUUGCGUCUCACCAGAGUUCGUCAACACCAUAGCGCUGAAUCCCGGGGGGCGUCCCAAGGAGAGACACAUCCACAGCUACAGAGAGGCCUUUGAGGAGUUGGAUGGAGGCCAAAUCAGCCCCACGCCCACUGUUGGUGGUGAGGUGUUCCCCCAUACCCCUGCCUUCCCCGUCUCGCCGCAAACCCCUUACUUCAACCUGUGCCAAGCUCGUUCCCCUCCAGGUCUGAUGAAGACCCCUCUCUCUGCCUUGGGCCUCAAACCCCACAACCCAGCUGAGAUCCACCUCAACCAGAGUGGAUCAGAGCCGUUGAGCUACGUGGAGUCAGUGGCCAGAUCCGCUGUGGCCGGCGGGGGACCAGCAGGACCCCCCGUGACCCUCACCCCCCCAGGAUGGACCUUGGCUAGGCAGACGACCCCUGACCCCUCCCCAACCCUCAACCCCCUAUUGUCUAGCUGCAGCCCCAUGCACAGAUCAGAGGGAGAACACCCGUUGGCUGACAGCAGUGCGAUCAUCCCCUCGCAAGCGUCCAUUGACUCCAGCUUAAGCUCCUUUCCUUCCGAGGGCACGUAUCCCAUCGACUCCCCCACCCCUAUCCCCAUUGCCACUCCCACCCCAUACCUCCAGGCCCUGGGCUCCCCAUCUCCCUUCCUUCAAGCCCUGGGAACCCCCACCUCCUCCUACCUGAGCUCCACCUACCCCACCCUGUCUUACCUGUGUUCCCCCACCACCACACCCUCCUGGGACCUGGGUCACAGUGGCCUUAUGGGGAGCUAUGUCUCUCCGGACCCCAGCCCCCCCCCGCUCCAGCCAGAGGCAUCUGCCCGGGAAAGCCUUGUGGCCAUCCUCCCCUCGUUAAGAUCAAGAAGUCUCCACACACUGCAUCGUGACCCCAACACCUCAUCUAGCAUCCCCUCCCUCCAACAUCUGCAACAGCCCACCAAUCAGUGCAGCCCUGUCAUGGGCCACCAGCCCUCUCCGACCAGUGGCUUUGUGGAGUUUGGGAUCACUGGGAUGGUAAUGACAGGAAGUCCCGUGUUGGGCCGCCACCACUAUAACCCAUGUGUGUCCCAGGGGACACAGUCUAGCCCAGUGCUGAGCCAACAACCGUCCCUGAUGCAGGCCUCCCAGGACAGCCCCAUGCUCAGUUGCCAGCCCUCCCUCACCUACAGCCAACCCAUCCAGCCCAGUAUCCAGAGUAGUCCGGUUCUGGGCCUACAUCCAUCCCUCACCUACAGCCAACCCAUCCAGUCCAGUAUCCAGAGUAGUCCGUUGCUGAGCCGACAUCCAUCCCUCACCUACAGCCAACCCAUCCAGUCCAGUAUCCAGAGUAGUCCGGUUCUGGGCCGACAUCCAUCCCUCACCUACAGCCAACCCAACCAGUCCAGUACAUGGGCCCAUCCAUCCCUCACCUACAGCCAACCCAUCCUGUCCAGUAUCCAGAGUAGUCCGGUGCUGAGCCGACAUCCAUCCCUCAUUCACCAGCAGGGCAAUGGUAGUAGUCCGGUGCUGGGCCGACACCCGUCCCUCGGCCAGAUGUCACAAUGCAGUCCAAGUCUGGAUCGACACCCAAUGCUGCAUAGUAGCGGCUACACCACCCCGGACGAAAGGCAGGGCACCCUGUCCCGUCAGAGCUGCUCCUCUGGGUACAACCCGCCCUCCACGCCCUCCUUCCCCGUCUCCCACGCGGGCUAUCUGGACGAGGGGAUGAUGAUGGGGGUACGGCAGGGCAGUCCGGCCCCACAGGCUCAGCCCCAGCUACCGGAGAAGAGGCGAAUGUCCAUUGGGGAGAGGCCCAACGGGGGGCUCUCGUACGGGACACUGAAUGGGAAAGUGUCCUCCCCCAUGUCGAGUGGAGGCAGCACGCCCAGCACUAGCUACUUUCAUACACUGCCAGACUUCUCCAAGCUUAACAUGACUGACGGGAGUCCAGAGACCAGGCUGAAUGUAAAGUUUGUUCAGGAUACGUCCAAGUUCUGGUACAAGCCUGAUAUCUCCCGUGAACAAGCCAUCGGCCUGCUGAGAGAGAAGGAGCCAGGGGCCUUUGUCAUCCGGGACAGUCACUCUUUCCGAGGGGCCUAUGGCCUGGCCAUGAAGGUGGCCUCUCCUCCUCCUCCUACUGCUCAGCAGUCCAAGAAAGCUGGUGACAUCACUAACGAGUUGGUGAGGCACUUCCUGAUUGAGACGAGUCCUAAGGGAGUGAAACUGAAAGGAUGUCCCAACGAACCGUACUUUGGUUGUCUGUCAGCUCUUGUGUACCAGCACGCCAUGACUCCACAGGCCCUGCCCUGUAAACUGGUCGUCCCUACCAGAGAUCUCCACCAGGAUGUCCCAGAUAUCGCCACGCCAACCAACCAGGCUGACUACCUCCUGAAACAUGGAGCAGCUUGCAAUGUGCUGUACAUCAACUCAGUGGACAUGGAGUCUCUGACAGGACCUCAGGCCAUCGCCAAGGCGAUCUCGGAGACGAUGGCCGCCGCGUCCCCGCCCGCCGCCACCAUUGUGCACUUCAAGGUGUCGCCCCAAGGCAUCACCCUGACGGACAACCAGAGGAAGCGUUUCUUCCGGCGCCACUACCCUAUCAACACUGUCACAUUUUGUGAUGUCGACCCUCAGGAGAGAAAGUGGAAUAAACCUGAUGGGGGCACAGCCAAGUUUUUUGGGUUUGUGGCUCGGAAGCAAGGAAGCACAACUGACAACGUCAGUCACCUCUUUGCCGAGAUGGACCCCGAUCAGCCCGCCAGCGCCAUCGUCAACUUUGUCUCCAAGGUGAUGAGCGGCUCGCCGAAACGAUGAGCUGACCUUUUGGCGACCCUUGGCUGUUAGUUUUUUGGGGUUGUUGUUAUUUUUAACUACGGAGGGAAUAUAUUUCCUUUUUUUAGGUUGUAUUCUAAGUUUAAUCUUAGGUUUCACCUCUUUCCUUCUGAUCUCGUCUUUUACCUGUGUGUGUGUGUGUGUGUGUGUGUGUGUGUGUGUGUGUGUCUGUAUUUCUUCUUGGAAGGACUCCUUCGUGGCGUGAAGUAGGGGGGAUAGAGGAAGUGCAGUUUGUGGGGUGUGGCUGUGUAAGCUGUUGAAUGUUGGCUCUGGGAGACCAUUGUGAUCUCUAGCAGGGCAGCACAAGAACAGAAAGAGGAAAUCAUGUCAGUGAUGAUGUCAGUGAGUGUGAUGCAUGAAAAAGAGAAGAAGUAGUAAAGUUGUGUGAUGUAAAGAAGGGUGUGAAGCUGUCGGGUUUUGGACUGUUCAACCAAAGAUUUUUUAAAAGCAGCAAUGUCACUGAAGGUAUGUUUGAGACAAUAUUUGGUUAAAAAAAAAAUGUCUUCUUUAUCAAAACAUUUACAUUUUAUGUUCUUUCCAUAUACAAGUAAAUACUGUAUUUAUUUUAUUCCUAAAAAGUUUGCAUCUUUGCUUUCUUCGCAAACCGUAUUCAAGUACGUUUUUGCAUGCUGGCGAGUUUAAUCAUUGUAAAUAUCACAGAGUAGGGCGUGGGUAACUUGGAUGACUUGGGGCCUAAAAAUGUUGUUGGAAUUUUUUUAGAGCUUACUGUAGAGAAAGAAAAUAAAGAAAAAAGCACAGUUGUUCUCUUCAGAACAACAGAAAACAUCUGACUUCAGAACAACAGCA
This is a messenger RNA of Oncorhynchus tshawytscha (Chinook salmon), 7078 nucleotides long. Its product is annotated as tensin-1-like. Gene Ontology annotation, biological process: fibroblast migration. Lineage: Eukaryota; Metazoa; Chordata; Actinopteri; Salmoniformes; Salmonidae. The record is from RefSeq and is a predicted model, not a curated record. Gene Ontology annotation, molecular function: protein binding.